AUUCUCAAUUUUGAAAAUGAAAAUGCAUCGAUGCAUGGAAUUCGGCAGGAUUUUGUUGCUUCUAGCAGCAAUUUGCGUGGUUGUUGGAGCUGCUGGGGAAGAGCGAGAGGUUCUGCGCAAGCACAUGUCCACCAAGACGCUGUAUGCACCGCCUCCGUGGGCAGAAUCAGAUAUUCUCGAGGGUACGUGCACACCCGUACAGCUCAACUUUGCCAUUCGCCAUGGUACCAGGACCCUACAAUGAAAGACAUUACACGGAUUAACAAUACACACACUAGGCUAUUAGCAGCUCGUAACGGGGCAUCCCAAACGUGGGUGGAGAGCUGGAAGAAUCCAUACCCGAAGGAAACACAAGCGUGGCUUGCAGAUCCCGGCGUCCUCGAGUUGAUUGAGAUUGGACACAGAUUACGAGCUCGACUCUCACCGUUACCGGUGUUUUAUGACGCCAGCAAGUUUGUUUUUGAGCACACGUGGAAGAUCCGUACGAAGCAGAGUGCUGAGGCCUUUGCAUUUGGCUUCUUCGACGGCCUGCAGCCAGUAUACUACCACAGCCACCCGAUCGGACAGGACGAAGUACUGCGGUUCUACGAUAAUUGCCCGGUAUUUGAGACGCAGAUUGACUCGAACAAGAGUUCUACCAUUGAACAUAGCAAGUAUCGCGACAGUGAGCAGAUGCACAAGAACCUGGUAAAGUUCCAGCGGUUAACUGGGUUUGCCGGUGCGACCCAAAAGGAUAUGGAGGCAGCGUACGCCGGAUGUGCAUUCGAUGUGGCAGUGCAAGAUGUAUUUGACCAGUGGUGCUCGUUCUUCGACGACGAAAUGCUGCUGUCCAUGGAUUACUUUCAAGACCUCAAGCAUUUCUACAGGAAAAGUCACGGUCAUCCGCUGUCAUACGAGAUCGCGACGCCAUUGUUGCAGAAUAUUUUUCAUACUAUGAAGCAGCGUGUGGAUGGCAAGAGCGACGUUGAAGGUUACUUUCGCUUUGCACAUGCUGAGACCAUUUUACCGUUGGCCUCGCUCUUGAAUGUUAGCUACUUCGACCGACAUGCCAGUGAUCGUGAAGGACACUUCCGCGCAGUCACACCAUUGGGGCUAGCAGUACAGCGGAAGUUCAAGAGCUCCGAGUUGGCGCCAUUUGCAGCCAACAUCGGCUUUGUUCUCUAUGAGUGCGCAGAUCAGAAGGAGACAAACCAAGCUGGAAAGACGUUCAAAGUGAAAACAUUACUCAACGAGCGCGAGGUGGAGUUCAAUGAGUGCAAGGGCCAAGCACUCUGUCCAUUUGACGUCCUGGAAAACAUCUUCCACCUCUGGAUUUACGAGUUUGACUUCCAAAAACACUGCACGCUUGAAUAACUAAGUGAGCUGCACUAGUAGCAAGCAUAAAUCGAUUAUUGAAUAUACUGAUUGAUCUCUCUCGUAGGCC
Molecule: messenger RNA, 1423 nt
Organism: Phytophthora nicotianae INRA-310
Lineage: Eukaryota; Oomycota; Peronosporomycetes; Peronosporales; Peronosporaceae
Exons: 1
Coding region: 31-1353 (440 amino acids)
Molecular function (GO): acid phosphatase activity; inositol phosphate phosphatase activity
Source: RefSeq, a predicted model, not a curated record